Molecule: messenger RNA, 2319 nt
Organism: Scaptodrosophila lebanonensis
Lineage: Eukaryota; Metazoa; Arthropoda; Insecta; Diptera; Drosophilidae
Gene: Lsp1gamma
Product: larval serum protein 1 gamma chain
Exons: 2
Coding region: 1-2319 (772 amino acids)
Source: RefSeq, a predicted model, not a curated record
AUGAAGUUGACUAUUGUGCUGCUGGCCCUUGUGGGCUGUGUGGUCACCUACAGCGUACCCACACCACAGGUUACAAUCGCGAACAAGGAGUUCUUGCAAAGGCAAAAGUUUCUGUUCGAGAUUGUGUACCGCGUCGAGGAUCCCUUGAUGUUCGAGGAAUGGAUCAAGAUAGGCCAGAAUUUGGUUGUUGACAAGGCACAGUACACUGAAUUCGACUACUACAUGGAGAAAUUCUGGGAGUCCUACAAGCUGGGAGUGCUGCUGCCCAAGGAGGAAUUCUUUGGUGCCCUCGUCAAGACUCAUCACACGCAGGCCUGGGGUCUGUUCAAUUUCUUCUACUACGCCAAGGACUGGGAAACAUUCGCGCAGAAUGUCGCCUGGGCUCGUAUUCAUGUGAACGAGGGCAUGUUUGUCUACGCCUUGACUCUGGCUGUCAUCCACAAGCCUGAAUUCAAGGGCCUCAUCUUGCCCAUGAUCUAUGAAAUCUUCCCACAGUACUUCUUCAACAGCAAAUUCAUCUAUGAAGCUGAGAAAUUCGACUAUGAUGUAUACAGCAAGUUGAUCCAGUACGAGAAGGAAUACAAGGACAUUCUGUACCACGAUGUUAGCCAAUACAGCGACAACUACUACUUCCAAACCAGGGACUGGAAGACAUGGCAGUGGUAUAAGAUGAUGGGACUUGGCGAGCACUGGUACGUUGAGGACAAAUUCUUCCUCCGCGAGAACGUUGCUGAAUUCAACAAGGACUCCAAGUGGCUGGAUAUCGUGCAAGGCAUUAAGAAGUUCUACAUGCCUGUGGACUACACGCGCGACAUUGCUUUCUUCAACGACGAAACAAAACUGAGCUACUUCACCGAGGAUUUGGGAUGGAACGCAUACUGGUACUACCUUAACAUGGACUACGCCUUCUUCCUGGAUGGCAACAAAUUCGGCUUGAACAAGGAUCGUCGCGGUGAAUACUGGAUCUACACGGUGCAACAGAUCUUGGCUCGCUACUAUCAGGAGCGUUUGGCCAACGGCUAUGGCGAGAUUCCAGAAUUCUUCUGGUACAAGCAGAUCGAAUACGGCUACGAUCCCCAGCUGAUCUACUACAACGGUGUCGGCUACAGUUACCGCAAGAACUACUUCGAGUACGAGACAUACGGCAACUUCGAAAUGCUCAACCAGAUCCAGAACUUCUUCAGCCGCUUGUACAAUGUGCUCGAGACUGGCUACUACAAGACAGUGGAUGGCACUGUCAUCGAUUUGCACAAUGCUGCGUCUAUUAAUUACAUUGGCAACUACAUGCAAGGCAAUGCUGAUACCUUCGACAGAUACUUCUUCAACUACUGGUACCUGCUGGCCCAUAUGUACUUCGCUGAUGUGGACUACUACGAUUUCGAGGUCUUCCCCAAUGUGCUGCUUAACUUCGAGACCAUGGCGCGCGAUCCCUUCUUCUACACCUUCUACAAGAAGUUCACCGAUGUGUUCUACCAAUUCAAGUACUACCUGAAACCAUACGCCCAGAAGGAUCUGUACUACGAGGGCAUCACCAUCAAGGACGUCCAGGUUGAAAAACUAGUCACCUACUUCGAUCUGGUUGACUUUGAUGUCACCAAUCUGCUCAACGAUAAGAUUACCUUUGUUGAUGGCGAAUUCGUCUGGGACAAGACUCUGUUGGCACGUCAGGCACGCCUCAACCACAAGCCUUUCAAUUUCGAGUUCACCAUCGAAUCCAACAAGGUCCAGAAGGGUGUUGUACGAGUCUUCUUGGGUCCCAAAUUCGACGAGUUCGGACGCGUCAUUCCUCUGCAAUACAACCGUGAGAACUUUGUUCAGAUCGACAGCUUUGUCUAUCCGUUCGUUGCAGGCAAGAACGUGAUCAAGCGCAGCUCCAAGGACUUCGAACGUACUGCUGAGGAUCGCAUGACCUACACUGAGCUGUACAAUUACGUGCUACUGGCCAGCGAAGGCAAAUACGACUUCCCCUUGGACAUCAGCGAGCCCCACAGUGCCUUCCCCGAUCGCUUGGUCUUGCCUAAGGGCUCGGAACAGGGCUACCCCAUGCAGUUCUACUUCUUCGUCAGCCCCUAUGCCGAGGAAUACGAGCAGUACUCCAACUUUGACUUCACCUAUUCCGCCGGCAUUGGCUCUGGAACCCGUUUCGUCGAUAGCAAACCCUUCGGCUAUCCCUUCGAUCGCCCCAUUGAGGAAUACUCAUUCUUUGUGCCCAACGGUUACUUCAAGGACGUCAAGGUCUACUACUACGACACCUUCGCCAAAUACUUUGAGGGAAAGUACGAACACUUUGGAACAUUUGAUUACUCCAUCGUGCAUUGA